UGUCUGUCAAACGUGCUGACGUCACGCGGCUCGGCGCGCCCUCGCGAGUGUGUAGUAGAGAAGUUUUUGCUAAUGCUGUGAGUGUGGUGUGAAUGUUUCGGACGCUUUCGAGAGCCAGCGUCAAAAGAGAUCCUCGCGUUUACCUUUAGACGACUGUAAACAGGCGGCUACAAGCACAUUCUGGCGCAAAUGUGAUUGAAUGCGUCCCCUGCGGGUGCUUUGGGAAAGUGUUCCGGGUUUGAGCUGGCACCGUUUAACCCAAGUGCACUUUAGAAAGUUGGCCGUCGCAAGCCUGGGUUAUGCAGAUUCGAUCGGGUAGCAUUUAAAAAAAUAAAUAAAUUCUAACGCGAAGUCGAGUGCAGAUGCAAUCAUGACUGCUGCGAGGUAUGGAGGAGAGGAGCUGGACUUCAGGCUGACUUUUGGCGAGGACAGUCAAUCCACGGCCUCAGGCCACACAGAUGUCGGGGCAGAUAAUGACUCAUCCUGCUACCUUUUCACUGCAAUCCAACAGCCUGUUUUCCAGCAACAUCCAGAGCUGCAAAGUGUUACCCAAUCGUCAUACUCCCAAGGCCCUCUUACCAGCAGCUAUGGUGCUUCUAGCUCUGGAUCCAAUCCAGUGGAUUCUCCAAGCCGCGUUUUUGAGUGCCCCAGCAUCCAGAUCACAUCCAUCCCAACAACCGGCCAACAAGAUCUGGGUGCCCAGCAACACGGGGUCCAUUUGGAGCAAGAAGGAGCCUCUGGUCCUCUAACAUCCAGGGACCAGCUUUAUUUACCUCUGGAUGUGUCCUAUAGAGACACCUCGUCAUUGUGUCCGAGUCCCUGCAGUAGCUUGUCAUCCCGCAGCUGGCUCUCAGAUGCCUCCUCUUGCGAGUCUUUCUCCCAUGUUUAUGAUGAUGUGGAGUCUGAGCUGACUGAAGCAGCAGCAAGUUUCAGGUUUACAUCACCCCUGGUGUCACCACAGGGCUCUCCUCUGCCCUCGCCUCUGGCCUCACCCCAGGCAUCUCCACAGAUGUCUCCUAUGGUAUCACCAUUUGGCUCUCCAGGCUGUUCGUACACUGAGGACCCUUGGUCUCGUUAUCAUCAACACCAACGCCCUUACUCUCAUUCACUGUCUCCCCAUCAUUCGCCUUAUCAGUCACCUCGCACUAGUGUUAACGAGGACACCUGGCUCAGUGCCCGGCCACACUCCUCCUCCUCCUCGAGACCCUCUUCUCGUCCCACUUCACCAUAUGGGAAGCGACCGUAUUCCAGCGCCGAUGGCGCACCAAGCUUGUCGUCACCUCAUCUCUCUCCCACUCCGAGCCCAUCUCAUUCACCGCGAGGCAGUGUGACUGAUGAGACCUGGUUGGGAAGUCCUGCCUUGAUGGCUGGCUCCUCCCAGGCCUGUGCAUCUAACGUGGACAUCCCCUCAAAAACCAGACGGACUUUUCAGGGCACCAGUCAAGAUUGUAUGGCCUUGCUGCCCAGACAUGGAGAUUCAGGAUUUGAGGAGAAUAGCCUUGUGUUCCCCUUGCUGGAUUCGAAUAUAGAAGUGUCACUGCCAACCCUGAAGAAAGAAGACAUAGUGGAACACUACUUGUCAGUCCCUACACCCUUUACUUGGGGAAAACCUAAGCAAACACACACUCCUUUGUUCAGGUCCACAUCUCUACCCUCACUAGACUGUUCACUGCCCAGCCAGUAUGGGCAGUAUGAGCUAAAGUUGGAGGUCCAACCCAAACCCCACCACAGAGCCCACUAUGAGACGGAAGGCAGUCGAGGAGCCAUUAAAUCGGCAUGUGGAAGACACCCUAUUGUGAAGCUCCUUGGUUACAAUGAGAAACCAGUCAGCCUGCAGAUGUUCAUUGGGACAGCAGACGAUCGUCAUGUGAGACCACAUGCAUUUUAUCAGGUGCACAGGAUAACGGGGAAAACUGUGGCCACUCCGAGCCAGGAGAUGGUGAUCAGCAGCACCAAAAUCCUAGAGAUUCCUCUUCUUCCUGAAAACAACAUGUCUGCCAGUAUUGACUGUGCUGGGAUUCUGAAGCUCAGAAAUUCUGAUAUUGAGUUGCGGAAGGGAGAAACCGACAUCGGGCGUAAGAACACUCGUGUGCGAGCUGCGUUCCGUGUGCACAUUCCCCAGGCCAAUGGAAAAGUGCUCUCACUGCAAGUGGCCUCCAUCCCUAUAGAGUGCUCCCAGCGCUCAGCCCAGGAGCUUCCUCAGAUAGAGAAGUUCAGUCCUACCUGUGACUCUGUGAUGGGAGGCCAGGAGCUGAUGAUCAUCGGUGCAAACAUAACCCCAGAGUCAAAGGUCAUCUUCCUGGAAAAAGGCCAUGAUGGUAGAACUCAGUGGGAAGUGGAUGCAAAAAUGGUUCAUGAAAAGAGUAGAGAUACUAGCAUUGUGGUGAAGAUCCCGCCGUACCAUAAGAAGAUCUUGGGGUCAUCCGUGCAGGUACAGUUCUACAUCAGCAAUGGGAAAAGGAAGAGAAGCCUUAUACAACGCUUUACUUAUGUCCCAGCAGUGCAGGUAAAGCAGGAAUAUGACAAUGUUGAAGGUACUACAACCUCUGACCAAGCAGAGCAGUUCAACCCUCUGGAGCAGUGGCUGUACUCUGCAGGUCCGGUCUGUGUUCCAUCCUCCACUCAGCGUAGCUACUCUCCUUUGGGUUCCCCCCAGCUCAGUCAACAUCAUCCUCCAGAUACCAGUCUCAGUGACGUGUCUGGGCUUCACCCAGUAUCACUGAAUUUCACCAAGCCCUCAUCAUAUCAGGGACCUCAACAAAACCUAUCUUACAAUGGACAGCUCAGUCUUCCCUGUGAUACUGCUUCAAUGCAAGGAGGCAGAUCAUCAGCUGUUGUGUCUGAGAAUGUGAGAUCUGUAUUAGGAAUUGGGAAUCAAAACACUCCUGGAGGUGUUCAUGGCUUGAAUCAAGUCUCUGGUCAGAGGCAUAAUGAGGGCUACCUCAGCCCUACCUCAGGUACAACCCAGUGUGAUCCAAAUAGCCUCAAUAACUAUCGAUCUGCUCAUGAUUCUGGAGAGCUGGUGCUGUUUCCAAAGUCGUCAUCCUCUCUGGAGGCUCUUGACUCCACUACAGUGCCUUCUACCUCACACUUGAACAGAGAGGCUCUUGUAAACCCAAAGCCUAAUGCAGCACUUUCCCCAGCUGAUACAAGUGGAACCAUAAGCUCUUUGGGAGCUGGAGCUUCAUCAAACCACUCCAUAGAUGGGCAGAGGCCUAACGUUAAACAGGAACCGGAGAAGGAGAAGGAGCUCACCUUCCAGUCCAUCGGGCUGCAGGAUAUCACACUUGAUGAUGGUAUGAAUCUGGUAUUCUCGUAAAGUGAGCGAGAUCAUAGUGAGAGACUUGUUCCAGAGUCCAGAUUUGGCACUGGAUGAAUGCUCAUAGCUUAAAGUAGCCACACUGAGAAAUCAAUUACUUAACUAGGAAUGCAGUACUGUAGAUGUGGGACUUACAGUAUGUACUCUGACUGCCACUAAAGAGAAUGAAUAAACAAAUGUGUUGAUGAACAUUGCUGUAUACUAUGAUGAUUUAAAGCUAUGCUAGGUGAUAUCCUAUCUUGGCAAUGUGAAUCUUCUGUCUGAGACGACUUCUUUUUUUACAUUAAGAACUCUUUUGCUGGCAUUAAUGUGUCUUUUGCUGAGGUGCCUUAAGUAUAAAAUAUUCAAGUCUUUACUGCGUUCAGACUGCACCCUGAAACGACCCAUAUCCGAUUUUUUUGCCCAUAUGCGACCUGUAUCCGAUUUGUUAUUGACAAUCUGAACGACACAGAUCCGAUUUUUUUCACAUGCGACCCAGGCCGCUUGGAUAUGUGGUCCUAAUUCCGAUGCAUAUCCGUUAUUUUCACAUGCGACUGCAGUCUGACCGGACAGGUCGCAUUCAUGCGACCUACACGUCAUCAACAAGAGACAAACAUCACUAUUCUGCGUUGGCUAAUCCCGCCUCUUUGGUGGAAAACAACAACGGCUUUUUUUUUGUUUACGUAUUACGUAGAUGUGCUUAUUACGUGUCAAUUUGCGCAUGCGGGACACUUUUGGGUCGUUUUCUGUUCAUAUUGGAGAUCACAUACAAGUCUCAAAUAAUUGGUAAUGUGAACGGCCUAACAAAAAAAAUCGGAUUUCACAACGAAUCGGAUAUGGGUCAUUUCAGGUUGCAGUCUGAACGUAGUGUUUGGUAAAAUGUUGACUGUGAAGCAUAUUUAAGACUCAAAACUAUGCAAUAUGGUUUUAUAAACAAAAUAUUUUAGAAUAGAUGCAUAGGAUCAUUUGGACUGUUACAGUGUCAGCAGGCUGUUAGUUUAUCAUAUUUCUGAAUUUUUUUUUUAUCUGUAAUUUGGCAUGGCUUAAUUGUGACUUAGUUCCAGAAAUUACAUUAAUUUGUAAUCCUUUCAGGUAGAGAAAUCAUCAAUUGAAAGACACUUACGUGCCUGUGUGUUAAGUAAUUGUUUCCCCAAACCCAGAUUUAUAUUUAUGAAUUUGUAUUGAACAUUAAGGUACAUGACAUAUGAUGUAUUGAUAUUCAUAUUAGCUUUGUGGAAAGAUUUGAAAUAAAGCAAUUUGUCCUGAUA
This is a messenger RNA of Neoarius graeffei (lesser salmon catfish), 4566 nucleotides long. It is a transcript of the gene nfatc3b, whose product is annotated as nuclear factor of activated T cells 3b. Gene Ontology annotation, molecular function: DNA-binding transcription factor activity, RNA polymerase II-specific; RNA polymerase II cis-regulatory region sequence-specific DNA binding; transcription factor binding. The record is from RefSeq and is a predicted model, not a curated record. The transcript has 10 exons. Lineage: Eukaryota; Metazoa; Chordata; Actinopteri; Siluriformes; Ariidae. Gene Ontology annotation, cellular component: transcription regulator complex. Bases 371 to 3319 code for a protein of 982 amino acids. Gene Ontology annotation, biological process: calcineurin-NFAT signaling cascade; regulation of transcription by RNA polymerase II; cytokine production.